AAAUGUCAUUAUAAAGCUCAUAAAAACGAGCUGUACACUUGUUAACUGUACUUCAGAUUAUAGAUGUUACAGCUGUUAUCAGACAUGUUUUUGUUUUAACACAAUAUCCUAAUGUAUUAUCAGCCAGUGAAACUUUGAACUACUCUAACACAGAAUACAGGUGUUGAUAUUGUGUUGUGUGUCUCUUCAACGGUAUUGUUAAGCAACAUCAGUUUCUUUAUAUUAUAAGUGCCUUUAUGUUAACCUGAUUGUAAUGCUUGAACAUAGAAUGCUGUGUAUUUGCAUGCUUAUUUUCACAUUGGUCAUAUAAUCUCAAAUUGUUGAAAAUAAAUAAAGACACAAGGUAAACCUAUAUUUUUGUGUGUAGGACAUCAGAUAUGUAUCCUUCAGUGAGUCAUGUUUCCUGUCAUUGAAUGUAAUUUAAAGUCAGCAAUGUGCCAUUAAUCAUACAGAAAUGUCACGUUUAGUGUCAAAAAGAAAGAAAAAGAAGCCUGAAUAUCAUCGAUAAUAUAUUGACUUACUCAACUUGUUUCUGACAUGGCAUAUAAAUUCAUAUUCAAAUAGCUUUAUCUGCUAGGAGCUUCGUUUGUUUAAAAGCAUCUGUUUGCAUACAGUUUACAUACACAACAACGUACCACACACAAAUCAGAUUCAGUCUAACAUCCAUAUAGAGGAGUCACCAGUGACGCUUGUAAAACUGUGUGUGUUGAAAUAUCUCAUUCCAGCAUUAGGUGGCAGUAAUAUCUCAUAAGAAGCUGUACAAUACGUUUCUCUCCUAUCUCUGAUCAUUCUUCACACAAUAGUCUCACGUUUUGGUCUUAUUCCUGACUGAUACAUUUGUCCAAUAUUUGAUUUCAGUUUUAGAUCAAGGACGAUGCUGAGCUGAAUAAAACACAGAGAUACCUCCAAAAUAUUUCAGGUGAAUCUGACAUUUACCUUGUCACCUCCCUUAUCCUGCCAGAAAGGAUAAAAUACAACCAAAUAUAAAGUUCUGAUCCUCAUCAUCGGGGUGUCUUUUAAAGGCUCCCCCAACAGUUUCUUCAUCACACCUUCAAUUUAGCCUUUGACUUCUCUUUUGGGUUCUUGACCUCCUAACCUUACAAACAGGAUCUGUAAAUCACUAACAGGUGCAGGUGGAUGUGUGUGUGUGUGUGUGUGUUUGUGUGUGUGUGUGUGUGUGUGUGUGUGUGUGUGUGUGUGUGUGUGUGUGUGUGUGUGUGUGUGUGUGUGUGUGUUUGAAUUUGUGUGUGUUCCCUGCUUCUCCUCCUCCAGGCCGGUGCAUUCUGCGUUCACGAGUGAUGUCGGAACCAGAGAUUCAUUCAGACAGAGAGGACGACUACAGGUUUCUCCACAGCAUGCUGAUGGAGAAGAAACUCCAUCUGCUCUUUAAGAUCCAUGAGCGUUUGAAGCGCUUUGAGGAGCGAAGCCCAGUCCCUGUCCAGGAGAACGCAGCGAGUCUGGCCUCAGACUUGGCCGAGGGGCUGAUAUACCAGAGUUGGAGAGAUGAAGCCAAAGAACUGGUUGACCUUGUUUCUAAACCCCAUUUUAUGAGUUUCCUGUUUGUCCAUGACUCUGUAGCUCAGAGAGACUUUGAGCUCACUCUGCCACCCAUACCUGAUGACGUCCUGGACAGCGACGAGGAUACAGUCAAAUUUGUCAGUCUGUAUAAAACCAAAGAGCCUCUGGGGGCAACUAUUAAGAGGGAUAGAUCCACUGGGGCGAUUGUUGUGGCGAGGAUCAUGAGAGGAGGUGCUGCUGAUAAAAGCGGCCUGAUCCACGAAGGAGAUGAGCUGAAAGAGGUGAAUGGAGUCUCACUGGAGCACAAAAAGCCAAACGAAGUCCUUCCUCUUCUGGAUUGUUCUCAAGGUGAAGUGAAGUUCAAAAUCAUUCCAGCCUCAUCCAGCGGAGAAAUGUCACCACAUAAGAAGAAGAUGUUCUUGCGGCCUCUUUUUGAUUAUGAUCCUCUCGAGGAUCCUGCGGUUCCCUGUAAAGAUGCAGCAUUGGGCUUUAAAAGAGGCGAAGUCCUCCAGAUUGUCAGUAUGGAGGAUGACACCUGGUGGCAGGCCUGUCACCUCGGGGACAGCAGCACUCGGGCAGGACUCAUCCCCUCCAAGCAGCUCCAUGAAAGGAGAGUUGCACUACAGCGACCUAAAGCUCUGUUCAGGCCUCGACCAGUCAAACCACCAGUCACAGAGGAUGUAGACUACAGAGCUAUAUCCGGGAUCCACAUUGCUGGUUUAAGAAGAAGCUUUCGGCUCGGGAGAAAGAGUAGCUGGGCCAGAGAAGCAGCACGGGCCAAGAGGUGGAGCACAGGCAUACACAGAACAUGUACUGCGCCUACCUACAUAGAGGUGAUCCCACACUACAGAAACCCCACGGACAGACACCGAUUGGUCGCACUGGUUGGGCCUAGCGGCGUUGGCGUAAGUGAACUGAAGAGGAGGCUGCUGAUAUCCGACCCUGACCACUAUGGCGUCAUGGUGCCGUACACCACACGUGAGAAGAGGAAGAAGGAGAAAGACGGAGUGGAUUAUCAUUUUGUAUCCAUUCACAUGUUUGAAGAGGAUAUUCUCAAUCAAAGGUUUAUAGAGUAUGGGAGACACAAAGGACACUACUACGGUACUAGUCUAGACUCUGUGGACAGAGUGAUGGCUGAGGGCAAGGUGUGCCUCCUGUAUGUGCACCCUAGUAAAAUAAAGCAUGUGUACACGUCUGAAUACAAACCCUACGUGGUGUUUGUGAAGCCCCCGCGCAUCGAGGAGCUACGCCUCACCAGACGGAGAGCUAAAUUCAUCUGUGACGAAGAGGACAAGAACUCAGUGAGGAUCUUCUCAGAGGAGGAUUUUAAGGACAUGAUUGACUCAGCUGAAACCAUGGAGAGCCAGUGCAGUCACUUGUUUGACAAAGUGAUUGUUAACGGUGAUAUCGCUGUGGCGUUCCGAGAGCUGAAGGCCGACCUAAAGAGGGUGGAAGAGGCAGACGUGCAGUGGAUUCCUGCAGAGUGGAUUUGCCCCUCUUCUCCAACAAAAGCACGGAGAAGUUGUGGCUAUUUGGGUGGCUGGAUUUGAAUUUUGAAACCAGAAAAAAAAGAGCAAAACAAAAAGAAUUGUCUUAAUUUCUAUUCAUAAACAUUGAAUUUCUAUCAUAUUUUGUUUUCCAUUUGUAAUUAAGUCCUGCAACUACCACAGUUUUCCAUAGUGUCCCCCGGUGUGUAUAGAAUUAGGCAAACAGAAUCCAUCUCUCUCUCUCUCUCUCUCUCUCUCUCCCUCAGUUUGUCUUAGAGCCAGUUUUUCUGCUGGCAUCAAGCUGAAAUAACGUCGACUCACAGGAUGGAGGAGACGAAGAAGUAGGGAAAAAAGGAAACUCUCCAGAGUUUGUGGCUGAGUGUAAUCGUCCCCUGCCAAGUCGCAAACAUCAGCAUGUAAUUAUUCUGACAGCUGCUGCACUUCAAUUAACUGUAAUGUACACCAGAGAAAUAUUAUUAGUAGCAGCCAGGGAGACAUGCUGCCAACAACAAGCUGAACAAAAUAAGGACAGACAGAAGAUAACAGUCGAUUAAAGACUGUGUAGGAAAGAGGAGGAAAACCUGUUUCAUGGCUGCUUGUUUCAGGAUUGUACACAACGGGGGCGGGGGGCUCUCAGUUUCCCUCCGGCGAGAUAAAAAGUACAAUCUCAGGUGCCCUUCCAAUCAAGGUUGAAAAUGUACUUUUUCGCCCACCUGCCACUGUGGCUGGUGGAUUUAAAAAUUAACCAGCCAAUCUUGUUUUUUUACCAAAAACUUUACUUUAACCAGUAGCAUAAUGUAAUGAUGUAUAAUAUUAUAAUCAACGCUUAUAUUAAUAGGGUAUUUUAUGGAAGGAAAUGCUUCAGCUAUUAAAGAAGGAGGAGAGGCAGGAUAAGCAAUUGU
Messenger RNA from Labrus mixtus (cuckoo wrasse), 3907 nucleotides. Its product is annotated as MAGUK p55 subfamily member 7-like. Gene Ontology annotation, molecular function: protein binding. The record is from RefSeq and is a predicted model, not a curated record. Gene Ontology annotation, biological process: protein localization to adherens junction. Lineage: Eukaryota; Metazoa; Chordata; Actinopteri; Labriformes; Labridae. Gene Ontology annotation, cellular component: plasma membrane; cell-cell junction. The transcript is spliced from 16 exons. The coding region runs from base 1299 to 3068 and encodes 589 amino acids.